AACUUUUUUGAUCGAGGCACUUUGGAAAAGUUGCAAAGCUCAUACAUAUCUCCGAUUCUCCGAGGGCUGCUGACACUUGGACGCGUUGUAAUAUGCCGUCUGCACUUGCCAGUCAGUUGGCUGCAUCCGUAUCUCUAAAUGCAUCUCUUCUCGAUGCUCAUACCAGCAAACGGAGACGAACAGAAUCUUACCUUUUCACUGGUCGAGACGCCGACGUUCAUGACCUCGAUUCGAUCCAUGCACUUGCUAGCAAUGCCUUCGCGCAAUUGUGUUCCCUGUCUCCUGCUUUCAGUGCGCGAACCAUAAAAUUGGGUUCAGAUGGAUCUUCCCUGUCUGUGGACUUCGACCAGACUUUAUUCUCCGAGGCUGCAAGGAAUAUCGACCGCACGAUGCAGUCUCGGGAAGUGAAUGCGAACCUCGAUCGCACAUUGAACGCGUUUCUAUCAUUGUUAGGCCCGUGGCUCAUGGAGGCACCUACAAGCAAAGUAUUAGAGUGGCUGGUGAGGAGAUUUCGCAUUAAUGAAUUCAACGUCGAUGCAGUUCUUUCCCUCUUUUUCCCUUAUCAUGAAUCUCCGCACUUUGUCAAGAUGCUGUCAAUCCUCCACAUCUCCCCUUCUUCCAUCUUUUCAUUUCUGUUACCCUUCAAAUCAGCUGCAACGCCUCUUGCACGAAGCUCAAUUGUCAAAGCCAUGGCUGCCAACCAAGCAGUAGCAAGAUUUAUUGCAUCCUUACUUCCAACUGCGAUACGAGGCUCAUGUUCUCAUCGCACUCUCGUGGCCUUCAAUGCAGCUACGAUGCACGACUAUAUUGCAUCUCAACAGGCUCUAGAUGAAGGCACCCUGGCGUUCCUGUUGUCGGCUCUCCUUGCGCCGUUCCAGGCUAGUCAUAGUGAUACCAACGCAACUUUUGGUAGUUACGUGCUACUUUCCACACUCUCCCAUAAAGUAUCCCUGUCAUCUGCUGCCGUGGCAGCUAUUAUCGGAGCAAUGGCCACUUCAGCUGCUCCCAAGGGCAAACGAGACACGAAAGACAGCAAAGCUAGUGAACACUUCAUCAAGGUCGCCAUUGCAGUGUGCGCGCCUCAAGAGGAACUGGGGGCUUUCCACGCCAGCACAGGCAACUUAUGUCUAAAGAUGCCCGCAUUUACGGAAGAACUGCAAGGCGCGGUUCAAUUUGUUGGCGCAGAAAAAUUUAUCUUGCCGCUCCUUGAGUGUCUCAAGCCUCGACUGGAGGAACCUGUCGUAUCCUCUCUUUACGCUGCAGUUCUCGGCGCCACGGGCGCCCCUCUCAGAUUGUUAAAACACUUGGCGUCCUCACUCAUACGACUAAUUCUCGCUGGCAAUGACGAAGAGACCAAUGCGACCUCAAUGAUUAACGCUGCGCGUGCUCUCCUGUCUCUCGUUCAUCAACGUCAUGUCGAGAUUCUUCGUGAUGCCGUGGGCGAAAUCAUUGGCGACGGUGAGGGCGAGAACGACGGUGAAGAUCAGCGGACGAAAAAGAAAGAGCGGAAAAAGAAAGCGGACGAAUUGAUGAUCUCGUUUUCAGUGAGUCAUCCUUGGGCCCAAAGUACCGAUGUCAACGAGAUUGUCGUUGCUUCGACAAGUUCCACCAAGGAAGCACGCCUUGGGGCCGUUGAGCGCCUGUAUGAAAUUUUGCAAGGGGGAAAGACGCUCGAGGCCUCUGACAUGGCCUCAAUACAAUCAGCUCUGCUCGCUCGCGUCUACGAUACACAUGCUGGAGUUCUUCAUGCACUUUACUCUUCACCUGAAAUAUUCCUCUCGACAGUCACUUCCAGCACCACCCCGCAGAAACUUCUGGAUAUCAUCGUCUUGCAGGUUGUCCCGGACCCACCAGCUCGUGCUGUUCUUCUCGCACAUGUUGCUUUCCUCGUCGGUCAUUUCAGCAAAACUUACCCGGAGUUAUCACAAGCCGUACAGGAACGCGUGCUAUUCCCGUACGUACUUGCCAGCAAACCCAAGUUUAGGGUUGCGCGAGGGGUGUGGGAGGCACUGAGGGAAGUCGGAGGUAGCGCGACGGGAUGGUUGAGAGGUUGUGUAGACAUCUGGGAAAAGGCUGACCUUCUACGUGGCAAGAAGAAUGAGGAGAACGACGAUGUAGACGUGGACAUGGAAAAGAUCUGCCAGGUGAAUCUUGAUGUGGCAGCCAAAAUUGCAGAGAAUAUCCUCGCCUCCAAUGACGGUUCAAGCGAUAUUUCCCUCAUCCUCUCCAAGCUACAGGACCCCCUACCGCACGGUCGUGCUCUUGCCUAUCUCAUCCUCCGCGUUUUGCUACUCAGCACAUCAUGUGAACAGCAGGUCGAUGUAGCCUUGCAGGCUCUGACCGCCAUGAAGUUGCAAUCUGUUGAUGGUUACGAUGAUCUCGUAGAUGGCUCCACGAACUUACAAGAGGCGCUUAAUGAUAGUACGCUAGGCAUGAAAGUUGCGACAAAGCCUGGAGGAAGAGUCACGAUGAAAUUUCUUCAGGCCUCUAUAUUGGCAUUGAUCCCGGUUGUCCGACUCGUCGAGGGAGGCGCUCCUGCUUGGAUUACAGCUACAUCACUGACUGGUUCGCAACCUGAAAAGAAGAGCAUCGAAGAUCGCUAUGUCACGCUCAUGCAAAACCUUUACGCUGUUGCCGUUGCUUCUGGGAGCUCCACUCCAUCGCAGCUGUCUACUCACCUCAUCCAGGCGCUCUUCCUAAAUCUGAGAGAUGCUUCUCUCCUGUUCUUGCUCGGAGUCCUUCUUGCGCGGUCUCCAGCCCUAGAGCGCGUGAGAACCCGAGCUCUCUUGCAUGCUUUGGCGUUCCUACGCGGACACAACUCCGACAACGCCGUUGAUUUCCAGACAGUAUUGCCUUCCUUCAUGGCGGUACUCAUGGAUACGCGGACGGACAAGCAAGGACGCGCUGUGAUAUUCGAAUGUAUUUCUGUGUUGGCGUCUACGUCGGAGAGGAAACAUGUCUAUGGGCUGGACACUAUAUACGGAGCGGAAUCUGCACACCUUCAAUAUCUUGAUGCAAAGGAUCUCGAGGCCUAUUUGAAGGCUCUCCUGGAAAGCCGCACUUUGCUUGCGCAAGACAGCAACUACAUCAAGAUAUUCCACCAGCAACACCUCGCCGCUGCUAGUGCAAAAUACAGGCGCCGAGUGAUAUGUUAUUUGCUGUCGCACGCGGUCACUCAUCCAGUGCCUAAAGCUCGCAUAUCCAUCAUGUUCUCUGUCGAGGACGUAUCAGAUGUUUCGAGAUCACACAUGGUGAUGUCUGCCAUGGAGACAUUGGCCAAGGAUCCUGCUCCCAUCUCGAAUCUAUUUGGCGUCAACUUCCACCGGUACACUGCUCUCGUAGUGUCUACAUUCCUCAGCGUCCCUGCUGGAGAUUUGAAUGCAGGUCCGGAGGAUUCUGUCUGGCAGAUCUUCGCUUUGGCGUUGCGAACAUACUUCCAGCCAAAUGCAAUCGCUGCCGUCAGAAAACUGUUUUCAGACGCAUUGGAAGAGAAGCUUUUUGCGCAUUUGGACGUGAAACGGCAGGCUGAAGUCUGCGAUAUCCUUUUGUCGGCAGGAUCGUUGGGCAACGAAGUGUAUGUGUGCGCCAAGGAGCUUCUAAGCAAGCUUCUUCAGGAUGUCCACCUUAUCAAUCAGCUGCUCGUGGUUUACCAACCUGCUGCAAAUCAGUCGGAUACCCCUGCCAGUAAACGUGCUAAGCUCGAUAGCCCAUCUCAUGGAAAUAUUGAGGACAAAAUGUCGAUACUCACUUUCCUUUCUGAAGUUCUCGGAACGAAGGAACUUCCUGGUUCGCUUGACCUUUUAACACAGCUCCUUGACACUCUUGGCAAGAUUAUCCAUUACGACUCACCGGUCCCGUCCGAUACGAGUUAUCCUUGUCAAAUGCUCAUGGCUGCCGUGGAACAAGCAGCUAGUAAAAUCAAGGAGGCUCCUGCCCGACCCAUUCGGUUGGACAUACUUGUCGAAAUCAUCAGAGUAUCGGAGAACCCGCAAACAUUCCACCAAGCACUCCUUCUCAUGGCAAGUCUGGCUCGACUCACGCCUGACUCGGUCCUUCACAACAUCAUGCCUAUUUUCACCUUCAUGGGCACUAACGUGUUUCAUCGCGACGAUUCAUACAGCUUCAAGGUGGUGCAAGAUACCAUCGAAAACAUCGUUCCUGUCAUGGCGUCAUCACUCAAAUCUAGACACCCCUCUGGACUCGAGCUUUAUAUUGGAGCUAGGGAAUUCUUGCGGAUCUUCACGGACGCAUCCAAUCAUAUUCCACGUCAUCGUCGACAAAAUUUUUUCAUACACCUUGCUGAUGUGCUUGGACCUGAAGAAUUCUUGGCCCCGGUUUGCAUGUUGUUGGUAGACAGGGUAGCUAAUCGGGUGAGCCGGCAACAGGAGGAUGAAGCUUCAACCUCGUUGGGACUUCCGAUAUCGCUGUUGCGUCAUUUCCCCCGACAGUUGCAACUCCAUGUUCUCAAGGAAGCGCUGCGGGAGGCAAAAAGGCUUAUCCGCAAUCUCGCGUCUUCCGAGGAGGCAGGUGCUACCUUUUUGGACUACGUUCACGAUGAAGAACACUCUGCCAGAUCAUCUUCUAUCAUCAAGCGACGUGCGCAGGCACUUAUUGUAUUUGUCGGUUAUGCCAUUACACCCACGUCUUCCACCGAUGUCUCAAGGGGCGACAACGCAACGACGGAACUUAUCUCUCUCCUCGUUGAUCUUACUACAAUGGAAGGCGAAAACAGCAUUGCAGACAUCGUAUCAGUGACACAGCAGGCCACGUCAAAAGUAAUGAAUGCCAUCGGAGCAGCAGACUUCCUGAAUGGGGCUUUAGUUAUGAUGCAGUCAGACGAGACUAGGAUCAAGGCUGGAGCUCUUGAAGUCCUCGCAGAGAGGAUGCCAAGAGUUACAGAAGCGGUCCGGCGCGAACAACAAAAGACCGCUAUUUCGAUCAUCGACUGCAUUCGGGACGUCGUUUCUCGCCAGUCAGCCGGUGCAUUGGUCAACUCGGCCCUCAAUGCUUUGAGAGCGAUCAGCUCUUCCAUUUGUCCUGGCGAGGAAUCAGCACUGGUAACUACUGUCCCUUCCGUCAUCAAGAUCAUCAAAGCACGUGCAUCGUUACAAUCUGCUAUAGCUGUGUUACCGUGCUACGUAUCCUCUCUUGGACCUCGGCUUAUACCUCACUUCCGAGAGAUUGCGCAAGAGUGCACAUCAGUCCUUCAAGAAGGAUUGAGUGGCAAAAUGGCGCAAUCUUCGGUGGAUGGUGCCAUUUCUACCCUUCAAGGCUUGGUAUCUACGCUUCCCGCUUUUUACGGCGCUGCAGAACUUGUGGACAUCGUCAAACUCCAUUUGGAAUACUCCGUCACCUUGAGUGGUGCCAUGGCAGGUUUAAUGAAAGCUAUUGCAAAGAAGAUCCCAAGCAACACGCUACUACCUGUACUAUGCGAUCUGUGGCCCAGUUUGGAAAAAUCUCAGAAAAAGGAACAUGUUGAAGGAUUGAUCGCGUUCUUCGCCUUUUUCAAACGCAGCCUUCGGGUGGCUCGACGUCCUGAUAUCCAGGAGCACCUCCGUUCAAUUUUCUCAGUAUUCCUCGACGCCUUUGGCGUGAACAUGAAAUCCACAACUGGUUCCAAAGAUGGAGAACCACAUAUCAUUUCCGCAUUCUUGGAACUUGUUGUGAAGCUUAACGAAACGGCCUUCAGACCGUUGUUCCGCCGUUUGUAUGACUGGGCUUUUGCAGCUGAGAGCGCAAACGUUGAGCGUAAAGUCACGUUUUGCCAUAUGUACUCUGCCUUGUUGGAUUAUUUCAAGGGCUUGAUGAACCCUUACAUGUCAAUGCUUCUGCAAGCUUUGUGCGAAAUACUGGAGUCUUUGGCUGCAGGAUCAAUUCAAAAUCCAUCGCUGUGGUUGUCAACAGUCGAGACCCUUACAAAGAGUUUCGAAAAUGAUGAUGGUGUAUUCUGGCGUGAUGACAAACUGGCCUCAGUGGCGAAGCCUUUGAUAGCGCAAGUUUCCAGUUGCAUCAGGUCGAAUAUCGCAGACGGGAAACAAGCACUGACAAACUGCUUGAUUGCAAUGACGAGCGUAGCAUCGGAUGAUUCCUUACUCAAGUCCAUCAACCUUGACUUGCUCAUGCACACUCGAGCAGAUGAUGCUCGUGAGCGCAUAUUUGCACUGUCCUGUUCGGAAGCGCUCUGGCGAGAACAGGGUGGGAAGCUCAUCGGCUUUGUAGCAGAGACCGCUACAUUCAUAAGCGAAUGUGCUGAAGACGAGAACGAUAGUGUCGUACGUGAGACACACAAACUUAAAAAUGCAGUUGAAGGCGUGGCCGGGAGCAUCAAUGGAUUAUGAUCUCAAAAUCUGUUUGAUUACUCAUGCACAUGUGCGACCUGAGGUUUCCACAAUAUAUAUAUAUAUGAACGUCAAUGCAAUUGCUUUCAAGUAAC
Messenger RNA from Suillus paluster, 6433 nucleotides. RefSeq lists its product as uncharacterized. The record is from RefSeq and is a predicted model, not a curated record. Gene Ontology annotation, cellular component: 90S preribosome; small-subunit processome; t-UTP complex. Gene Ontology annotation, biological process: maturation of SSU-rRNA from tricistronic rRNA transcript (SSU-rRNA, 5.8S rRNA, LSU-rRNA); positive regulation of transcription by RNA polymerase I. Gene Ontology annotation, molecular function: snoRNA binding. NCBI's taxonomy places the organism in Eukaryota, Fungi, Basidiomycota, Agaricomycetes, Boletales, Suillaceae. The transcript is spliced from 32 exons. Bases 93 to 6338 code for a protein of 2081 amino acids.